CGUGUAAUAAAUUUGUUACAAAAUUUGAUCAAAUAUUGGAAUAAAAAGGUGCCCAACAAAAAAAAAUGUUUGGUCACGCCAUCAGAACCUAACCAAAUUUAUAAAACAAAUAAUAUUCCCAAUUUAAAGCCCUAAAUUGCAAAUUUAGGUUUCUAACCAAUCACCAUCCUUCUCUCCCUAAAACACUCACCGCCAUGAGGAAAAACGCUAAAGCAGCGUCCACACCCGCCAUUCACUUACCAGCAACCCCCUCAGAUUUCUCCUUCACUCUAACUAGAACAGCUGUUUCACAAAUUUGCCGGUCCAUAGGGUUCAAGACCACCCAGUUCUCUGCUCUCGAAACCCUAACCCUAAUCGCCUCCAAGUACCUGCAAACACUAGCCAAAUGGGCCUCAUCGUGCUCACAUGCGUCUGCCCGCACUGAAUCUAACCUUCAAGACAUCGUCAACGCGCUCCACGAUAUCUCUUCCCUACGAGGCUUCUCUGGCGCGUCGGAUCUCCAACACUGCCCGCUCCGAUCCACCCUUCUCAAAAACCUCUCCAGUUUCGUAACUUCCACCGCAGAAAUUCCUUUCGCCCAGCCAAUUCCAAGAGCGGAAGAGCCGGAUAUUCCGAUUGGGCCAGCGACCGCGAAUGUAGUGGACAACAAGAGGGGUGCCCAUAUCCCGAGCUGGCUACCGGCAUUUCCUUUUCCGGCCGGGGGAACGUGCAAUGGCAGUGACGAUUUGGCGGAGGAGAAGGCGGGCUUGGUUUUGCAGAGUGGUGGUGUUGGGGGUAUUUUGCCCAAGGACAGGGAGAGAGUGAGGUUUGAAGUGAGAAGGUUGGGCGUGCAAAACGGUGCGUAUAGGGGUAGGAAGAGAGUACUGCGGCCCGAUCGAUGUAGUACUUCUGGUGUGAACGGGGGAAGUAUCAUCCAACCAGAGGAGAAGAAAAAGAAAAGGAAUAAGUCUGUGCCUAAACGACUGCGUUUUUAAUUUAAUUUUAAUAUUCAAUUUCUUUGGGUUGGUUUUGGAAUAGAGGGAUUUGAACCCGCGAGCUUAUUGUGAAAAAGGAGGAGGCUAUGGGUGACCAUCAGAGCGUUUUGCUCUAGUAAUUACUGAGAGACUACGAGACUCGUAUUAUAAAAAUUCUGCUUGCUAAUUUUGUAACAAAGAAAUCUAACAUUUUGCUUUAUGAUUAA
Molecule: messenger RNA, 1180 nt
Organism: Carica papaya (papaya)
Lineage: Eukaryota; Viridiplantae; Streptophyta; Magnoliopsida; Brassicales; Caricaceae
Product: Bromodomain transcription factor
Cellular component (GO): transcription factor TFIID complex
Molecular function (GO): protein heterodimerization activity
Source: RefSeq, a predicted model, not a curated record